Messenger RNA from Ectocarpus sp. CCAP 1310/34, 3502 nucleotides. The record is from the annotation of a GenBank genome assembly. Lineage: Eukaryota; Phaeophyceae; Ectocarpales; Ectocarpaceae.
AUGUCUACCAAUGGCGCUGGGUCCGCGAUCGCGACAGGGUCAGAUGAUGGCGAGGCCCGAGGCCCCGCGAAUACAAGGGUCAUCAUUGGCAAUCUGAAAAGGGACGUGGACAAGGAAGCCCUCAAGGCACUUCUAUGCCAGCUCGGACACGUUACUAAUUUUCGCCUUCAGCAGCCACCAGGGAUCGAUCCUGCUUCCCCGGCUACGGGCGUCGUCGAAUACGCUUCGGCCGAAGAUGCAAGUAGGGUGGUCGCUCAUGUUCACGGGAAACUGAUACUCGGCCGGCCAGUCACAGCCUGGGUCGCAGCACCAGGCUCUACCGCGCCGCCACUCCCGCAGGGUGGUCCCCCGUCUACGAGCGCUGCCAGCGCCACCUCGACUGCAGGUCCAGGGCCAGCCCGCGCCGCUUAUCACAGUGAAAUGGAUCACAGGCAUGUUAACCCCAACCCCAACAAGAACGGAGGGAGGUACCCCCCAGCAGUGGGUCACAACCCCAAUAGCCAUGAGGACGCGCGUUGGGAGCGCCCCCCGCCUCCCCAGCAAGGGCAGCCGGUGGUUAAGCGCGCUCCGCCACCUCCUCAGGACACGUACGGUGAUGGUCUCUCUCACAACCAGCGGCAACAGCAACAACACCAAUCGUGGCAUUCCGGGCGUCCGAUGCCACAGCAGAGCGGGGCCAAUGUUCCCAUAGCUCCGAGGUACGGAGGUGAAGGUGGUUCUGCCCACUAUGCGGAGCGGCACUGGCAAGACCAGCGACACGGGCACAGCGAAGCAGACGAGUCUGCUGCAUGGGAGCGCCCCGAUAGGAACCAAUUCCCGGCCGCGCAACGAGCGCCGAUGCGCCAGCAGCCCCCUCCGUCGUUCCAUCGUCCCACCGGUCCGCAGACGUCAGAAUGGUACGACGACGCGGAUUCUCAAGUCGCUCAUGGCAAUUCUGCUUACGAUGACGGUGGUCAACGGCGUGGGCCUCGGGGCCGAGCCAUGAUGCCUCGUAGGGCUUCAGCGGGCUCCGUUGGCGUCCCACCGCGCAGCAGCGAUGACGGGUACGGUGAUGACGACGUACCCGCUGGGGCCAUGCGCAGGCUUCCUCCGCCCAAUAGUGCACCUCAUGGCGUGCCGCUUUCCGGUCGCGCAGCUGCCUGGACGGAUGACGCGCAGUACACAAUGCCGCCGCCAAUAUCUAUCAAGGGAGAGGACUUCGAGAAAGAAGUUGUCAAAGCAGCGGCGCUUCUUGUGGCGGAACGAGAGAUGGCUCGAGAAGAGGCGAGGAAGCAGGGCAAGCAAAACUGGUCAGGCGCCGAUCCCACCCCGGGGUACGAAGGCCCAAGAAAGAGCAAGAAAGCGCGCAGCGGUAGCCGUUCCAUGGGAGAAGAGACCGACGAGCGCAAGAAGCGUGAACCAAGCAGUCGAAAGGACGAAAAUGAUGGCGACCAUCGACCAAAGAGCAAGAAGACGCGCCGCGACAGCAGCGGCGACAGGCAUGGCUCCGUCGGGAAGCGCGCAGACGAGCGCAAGGGCAAGGCGAGGACUCGAGAAGAAAGCAAAGGAGGGCCGCAGGGUGAUGAUCGAGACAGGAAGCGUGAGGAUAGCAGCAGAACAUCGCAUAAGGAUAAACACAGAGACUCGCGAAGCGGCAGCCGCACCCGCCGCAGCAGCAGCAGGGCGAGGGACAACGAUCCUGAUUCAUCGAAAUCCUCACCCAAGCAGGGCUCCUCUUCUUGGGAUCGCAAGGGCUUCAACAGCAGUCCUUGGGAAAACCAGCACCAAGCGACGGGUGGUUUCUACGUGCACGUUGGGGGGCUAUCAUUCUCAACGACAUUUACCACGCUAGCCAAGCGUUUUGCGGCCUUCGGCGAUGUCAACGGAUUCAAGGUGAUUUUCAACAAAGUCAGCUGCAGCGCGGAAGAAACUAGCAAACGGAAAGGCUCCAAAGAGGAGGUGACCAAGGCCGCUGUGGUCACAGCGAGCUCCGGCUUCGCCUUUAUCAGCUUCGACAAGGAACGGGGCAUGGAGAAGGCGGUCGAGUGCAUGGAUGGCCAGAAGUUAGACGGAAAUAUUCUCAAGGUGACCCGCGGCGGGCGCUUGCAAGGAAGGCCGCACAGUGGUGGGAGAGCUUUCCGUGCACAGGCGGAACCAACGCCUCCCAAUCAGGGCCCGCCCCGUCGAUGGCAAGAAUCCAAGGGAAAUCACCACAAACACGAGCACGAGGAGGAAUACCGUCCAAAUCAGGCACGUCACACUAACCCCAGACCGGAGCCGCAGGGAAGCUACACUAAACCCAGACCGGAACAGCAAGGAUACCACACUAAACCCAGGCCGGAGCAGCAAGGAUACAACACUAUGCCGAGACCAGAAAAGCAGGGAUACUACACAAAGCCCAAGCUGCAGCAGGAGGGAUACCAUACCAAACCCCGGCACGGGAGAGGAGACCGCCGCUCGGUAGAGCUCAUUGAGGCGAUCAAGGAAUCCGGUGGUAGGAGUGGCCGCGGUAAACAUGCCGAUGACAAAGAUCGCGGCGCCACCGACGAUCCCCUCGGCGCCCUUCGCUGUCCUCGGCCUUCUGCCACUUCGCGGAAGGAGGCAAGUGCCUCGGUCAAGCCGGCGGAGGUAAACGGCCGCGUUAAAAUUGGAUACGGCGGGAAAUCCACCAGUCUCGACACCACUGGUGGUAACGGCGACAGCAGCUUCAGGAAAGUCAACGAGCCGAGGAAAAAUGCCCGGCCAUCCAACACCGGCAGCUCUGACACGCGGCGAAUCACUGACCGCCUAGGUUCGAAGACAUCAUUUGGACGUUCGUAGAUCCACAUGGCGUAUCAGGUCCACGUCAUCAAGUCUACCCGCGAACGCCAAGGUGGACGAAGCACCAUGGUGUUAAUCCGACGAACCCCGAGCCGAGAAGCUUCAGUUUUAUGUGCUGCGGUUUCGUUCCGGUGGUGGGUUUGAGGCGUUGGAAAGGCCCCCAUGGCGUCAAUGCAAAAAGCUUCCUCGGAGUGUACUAGCGAGUGACCGUGAGAACCCAAGCCGCGCUGUCAGGCUUCGCUCGGGCAACAGCAAUAUCCAGGCGCCCAUCACUUUGUGCUUUGCCGUGAUGCGGCUUUCUCGGUGCUGUUUCACCUUGAGCGUCAAGUCUCAACAGACGUAUGCAGAGUCUGCAGGAGGGGGGCGCUUACACGGUGUAUGGUCCUCAUGUCAACUCCUCAUGACCUUUGGAAGUCGUCACCAUUAGUAACUACAUUUUCGUGUAGAUAAUAGCUGGCAAUCAAAGAACUUUUGGUUGAACCUCACCGGUCGGUCGGCUCGAGUCAUCAUAUUCGAGAGCGGUUCAGCGUGGUGAGUUGGGAACUCUGCAUGUGCAGCAACAGAUACACGUUUCUCUGUUUUCCGGGAAACGCUCCGGAUGCGAUCGCUGACUCGGUGUCCUGCUGGGUACACAGCCCAGCACACCUUUGUGAGCAUCGUUCUUGUGGCCCAAGCCUAUGUUUGUCGGCAGGUUUAGUACAGU